AUGAUUAAUAGAUUAGAUAGCAAUCAAAUCAUGCCAAACUACGAUUAUACAGAAGAAGAGGAGUUGGUCACUUGUCUCGAAGAUUUCGAGCCACCCGUACAACUCGACACUUCACUCGCCAAGUUCAUCAUUGUCGACGGUAUUCCCAUCGCCAACGAAGCUAAACAUGAGAAAUUAGAGAGUGUUCUCAAGAAAAUCUACGGUCGUUUCGGUACAAUCGUUAGUUUCACAAUGCCAUUAGACGCAAAGAAAACAACUAAAGGAUAUUGUUUUGUUGAAUAUUCAGAGAAAGAUUCAGCUGUCGAAGCAAUCAAUACAAAUAAUGGUGUAUAUCAAUUGGAUCAGGUUCACAAAUUGAAGGCAACAGCAUUCGAGGAACACUCGAAAUACUCGAAUUUGAGUGAGACCUACGUCCCACCAAAAGCAGAGGACUUUGCACAGACCAAUACAAACUACUACGAAUGGCUCUACUCUGAGCGUUCGUUGAAGGGAUUCGAUCAGUUCGCGCUGAGCUACGGUGACAACACUGAGAUCUGCUGGAAUGAGAUGAAUCUCGGUAAGCCAAUCACAGAGAGUCUCCAAUCGAAAUGGACUCAAAGCUAUGUACAAUGGUCGAAUUCCGGUGCCUACAUGGUCACCAUCCACAAGGAGGGUGUAAAGCUGUACGGUGGUGAGAACUGGCAACAAGCCGGUUUCUUCAAGCACCAAAACGUGCAACUCGUCGACUUCUCACCAGAGGAUAAAUAUUUGAUUACUUUCUCAUCGCCAGUCUCUGACAAUCCAAAGGACAGCAAUUCCAUUAUCGUCUGGGACGUCCGUUCCGGUAAGCGUCUGCGUUCGUUCCCAUCGCCACCAAAGGAUCAAUUCAGUUGGCCAGCCUACAACUGGAGUGCCAAAGACAAGUACUUCUCACGUCAAUUCGAAGACAAGGGUAUCAACAUCUUUGUCGCCUCCACCUGUAACAUGUUGAACGAGAAGACCUUCCCGAUCGCCAGAUUAAAGUCGUACUCGUGGUCACCAUCCGACCCAUAUCUCUGCUACUUUGUGCCAUGCACUGACACCAUGCCAGGUCGUGUCUGUAUCCUCGAGGUGCCAUCGAUGAAGAUCGUCGCCGAGAAGAGCAUCUGGCACGCCACCGACGCUCGUAUGCAUUGGCAGAACCAAGGUGACUACCUCUGCGUCAGAAUCGACAAGGUCGUUCCAAAGUCCAAGAAGAAUCAACCAGUCACCACCUCUUUCGAGUUGUUCCGUAUGCACGAACCCAACUUCCCAAUCGAGAACUUUGAGGUUCCAUCGAUCACCAAGGCAUUCGCCUGGGAGCCACGUGGAAAGAAGCUCUGUAUCAUCCACGGAGAACACCGUCAAGACAUGACCGUCUCCUUCUUUGAAGUCCAAAAGAACAAGGUAGCACUGCUCAGCAAGCUCGAGCGUAGAAAGUUGAACUCUGUUUUCUGGUCGCCACGUGGAACCUACGUUGUUCUCGCACAAGUCGGUGACACUGGUGAAUUGGAAUUCUACAACACUGCCGACCUCGAAACAAUGUCCACCAACGAACACAUCAAUUGUACAUCGGUCGACUGGAAUCCAUCGGGUCGUUUCGUCACCACCACCGUUUCAUUCUUCAAGGUUCAAACCGAUACCGGUUUCCGUAUCUGGACAUUCGCCGGUGAGCCAGUCUACUCGUUGCUCAAGGAUCGUUUCAAGCAAUUCAUUUGGCGUCCACGUCCACCAAUGAUUCUCUCAAGCAAACAACUCAAGACCAUUCGUUCCAAGUUGAAGGAGUACUCACAGCAAUUCAAGGAGCUCGACGACCGCGAUAUCAAGGCCAAGAUGGAGGAGGAGAACGCUCGUUUGGAUCAAUUGAUGCAAGAAUUCGUUGCUCUCUUGCAAAAAGGAGAAAGAGAAUACCAAGAGACCGCCCCAAUCAGAGCCAAGAUGCACAUUUCCGAAGAUGUCGAUCCAAGAGACGAAUACCAAGAUUUCGAAAAGGUUGAAGAGAUUGUUGAUAUGACUGUCUCAAAGAAAUAA
Molecule: messenger RNA, 2028 nt
Organism: Heterostelium album PN500
Lineage: Eukaryota; Evosea; Eumycetozoa; Acytosteliales; Acytosteliaceae
Gene: eIF3s9
Product: RNA-binding region RNP-1 domain-containing protein
Exons: 3
Coding region: 1-2028 (675 amino acids)
Biological process (GO): translational initiation
Cellular component (GO): eukaryotic translation initiation factor 3 complex
Molecular function (GO): RNA binding; translation initiation factor binding; translation initiation factor activity
Source: RefSeq, a predicted model, not a curated record